Messenger RNA from Spodoptera litura, 6933 nucleotides. It is a transcript of the gene Pi3K92E, whose product is annotated as phosphatidylinositol 3-kinase 92E. Gene Ontology annotation, biological process: cell migration; phosphatidylinositol 3-kinase/protein kinase B signal transduction; phosphatidylinositol-mediated signaling. NCBI's taxonomy places the organism in Eukaryota, Metazoa, Arthropoda, Insecta, Lepidoptera, Noctuidae. Gene Ontology annotation, cellular component: cytoplasm; phosphatidylinositol 3-kinase complex; plasma membrane. The record is from RefSeq and is a predicted model, not a curated record. Gene Ontology annotation, molecular function: 1-phosphatidylinositol-4-phosphate 3-kinase activity; 1-phosphatidylinositol-3-kinase activity.
CUUUGCUCAUAGUUUGUUGCACGUAAUCUUUAUUUACGAUUUCACAAAAACAUAUUUUAAUAAUUUAUGUUCGUACAUUUCUUUUAUUAUAUGAAUUAUGUAAACAUUUUAUGAAGAGUUGGGGACAGCGACCGGGUCGCUGUAGACGCAAGUUAUCAGUGAAAGUUUGUAAAAUGUCGCGGGGGUAAUUUGGGUAACCUGGGAAAAUAAUACCAAAACAAUGGUUCCUGCGCCGAGCUGUCCGUUUACGUGGGACUACUGGACGUCCUCGCCAUCGGACGUGGUAGAGCUCACGUGUUUAUUACCGAACUCUGUUUACAUUCCUCUGAGGAUAAGUUGGGAUGCCACUCUCCAGGAUGUCAAAGAGGAUAUAUGGGACAGGGCUGUCAACUUCCCUCUGUUUGGGAUGUUGCAUGAGAUGUCCAGCUAUGUCUUCCAGUUUGUCAACUCCCUCGCAGUACUUGAGGAGGUUGAUGAUGAGAAUAAGCGCAUCCGUGACAUAAAACCAGUAUGUGGUGUGCUUAUGAUAGUCAAGAAAUCUUAUGAAAGACCUGGAGAACAAUUGCUGAACACACAUAUUAGCCGUCUGAUUGGAAAAAGCCUCAACGAAUUCGACAAUAUUCGAAGUUCGGAGGUGAAUGACUUUCGAAUGAGGAUGCGUUACCUAGCCGAGGAAAGUCUAAUACGUCGGGCGCAAAGCACCAGGCUGGAGAGGCUCCGGUACCAGUGCCCACCAAGACUUGCAGACCAGCCCGGGACGCCGACCACGCUGCGGACAAUCCUGACACAACAUUGUUUCUUACUUGUCACUAAAUUCGCUAAUUUGGAGGUAUCAUUUUCAACAAGCGUACCAGAGACGAGAACACCGCAGCAGCACAUCGAGGUGAUCCUCCGUAGGUUGGCGAACUCCUUGAACAUGCGAGGAGAGGAUCCUCACAACUACGUGUUGAAGGUGUGUGGGCGCGAGGAGUACCUGUUCGGAGACUACCCGCUCAUCCAGUUCCUGUACAUCCAGGAGAUGCUGGCCACAGACGGAGUGCCGCAGGUCAUGACGGUCAGCAUGGACAAACUGCCGCUGACGCUAAGUCGAGACCUCCCCUACUACCCAUACUGCCUGCCCGAGCGUAGACGACUGACGUCAGAGCAUUCGAACACGAUGCGACGGAAGAAAAAUGAAUCUUCGUGGAAUAUUCAUAAAGAAUACUCUUGCGUGGUGCAGAGCGUUAGCAAACUUAACGUCGACCCUGGGAAUGGUGCAACUGUGAUAUGCCAAGCCGGUAUCUUUCACGGCGGCCGGCCUCUAUGUGAAACGCAAAAGACGAAGCCGGCAGUGAUGACAGACGGCACGGCGGUGUGGGACGAGGAACUGACGUUCCCCAUCAAAGUGUCCAACAUACCACGGAUGGCCAGGAUCUGCUUCGGCGUCUACGAGAUCUCUAAGACUAAGAGCAAGAAGAAGGGGAAGGAGGUAAUAAAUAGACUGACAUGGGCGAACACGAUGGUGUUCGACUACAAGGAACAACUCCGCACAGACGGUGUGACGCUGUCCAUGUGGACACACGUGGCGGAUGACACCCAGGGAGACGACCUCGUCCUACAUCCACUUGGGACAGUGGUCUCUAACCCUAUAUCUGGGUUCAGAGAGUCCUGUGCCGCUCUACAGGUCAAGUUUUCUAAUUACGACUGCCAAUACCCAGUGUUAUUUCCGAAAGAGGAGACGGUGCGGGAGUACUCGGAGAACAUCGAGACAGUGUCGCCCGAGGUCAUGGAGAGGCUCAGCAGGGAGUACGACAGACUACGGGCUACUGCCGAGAAAGACCCCAUGUAUGAAAUGCACGAGCAGGACAAGAAAGACAUCUGGGCUUCGAGGGAGCGGUUCCGGUCGGAGGCCCCGCAGCUGCUGCCGAAGCUGCUGUCGUGCGUGGAGUGGGGCGAGCGCGGCGAGGCGACGGCCGUGCGGCGCCUGCUGGCCGCCUGGCCGCUGCUGCAGGUCGAGGCCGCGCUCGAGCUGCUCGACUACGCAUACGCAGACUGCGCCGUGCGGAGCUUCGCCGUCAAGUGCCUCGGGAAGAUCAGUGACAACGACCUCCUCCUGUACCUGCUGCAGCUGGUCCAAGCACUGAAGCACGAGUCGUACCUCAUGUGUGACCUCUCCGUGUUCCUGCUCAAGAGGGCGUUCAAGAAUAUGACCAUCGGACACUACCUCUUUUGGCAUUUAAGGUCGGAGAUGCACGUGGCGUCAGUAUCAGUGCGGUUCGGUCUACUACUGGAGGCGUACUGCCGCGGGUGUCAGGACCAUAUCAACAGCCUGUCGCGGCAGAUCACGUGUCUAGACAAACUAAAAUGGGCGUCCCAGUGCGUUCGGAAGAAGAAGGAAAUAAAGCAAGCGCGGGCCGCCCUCAUCCACCACCUACAAGAGCAGCACUGCCUCGAAACUCUCUGUGAUUUUGUCUCGCCGCUUAACCCUAGUUUUGUUUGCAAGAGAAUCAAGCCUGAUGAAUGUCGCGUUAUGGACAGCAAAAUGAGGCCGUUGAAGCUUAAGUUCGAGAACGCAGACCCCACCGGCUCAGACAUUAGCAUUAUACUGAAGAUAGGAGACGAUCUAAGACAGGACAUGUUCACGCUGCAAAUGUUGAGGAUCAUGGACAGGCUGUGGAAGAAUCAUGGUUAUGAUUUUAGAAUGAUCCCCUACAACUGCAUCUCGAUGGAGUACGCGGUAGGAAUGAUCGAGGUGGUGGAGGACGCGGCCACUGUCGCCAAUAUACAGAAACAGAGCUCGCUCUUCAAUGCCGCAUCCACUAUUUAUAAGUCUACGUUAUUACAAUGGUUAAGACGAAACACGGAGAACAACGAGGUGGCGUUCAACAAGGCGGUGAAUGAGUUUACAAUGAGCUGCGCCGGAUACUGCGUGGCCACGUAUGUACUGGGCAUCGCCGAUAGACAUCCAGACAAUAUCAUGGUCAAAACCAAUGGCCAGCUAUUUCACAUAGACUUCGGUCAUUUCCUGGGUCACUUCAAACAAUGGUACGGGUUCAAGCGAGAGAGGGCGCCGUUCGUGCUCACCCACGACUUCAUACACGUCAUCAACAAGGGACAGAAGGGCUCCGGGGACAAACUGCCCAUCGACUUCAAGAUAUUUAGGGAACAUUGCGAAAAGGCGUUUACAAUACUCCGUAAGCACGGGCACCUGAUACUGUCACUGUUCUCAAUGAUGAUGUCCACCGGACUGCCCGAACUCAGCUCAGAAAAGGAUCUCCAAUAUUUACGUGAAACUUUAGUAAUGGAUCUAUCGGAAGAGAAAGCGAUGGAGCAUUUUAGGCAGAAGUUCAACGAAGCAAUGAAGAAUGGUUGGACGUCAUUCAACUGGGUGAUUCACAACAUCGACAAGAACAACUGACAGUGACCCAUACCCCGCCGGCUGACGAAGCAUCGACAAUCAAACUCUAUGCAGACAAUAUAAACGAUACAAGGAUGUAGGUAAACACGCAUUUAUACCUCUAAUUAUAAUCCCUGCCGUGAACAAUAGUCAGGUUUUGCCACUGUCGGAGGCAGAGUCGUAUUUUCCCUAAGGAAAACAAGGCCUAAGGCGCCAGUUUACAGGGGGGCAUCGUAAGAUGCGUGUACUCAAUUGCCUGUAGUGUGCAUGCCUAGGGCGCUUUCUAUGUUAAAUCCGUCUCUGGUCGGAGGUAGACACAGGUACAAAUCAAGCUAUGCAAAACCAGUAUAAAGUAAUUGAAUUUGCGGAAACAUUGUACAAAGGGAAAUCAUGAUAUACUGGAUUGUAUAGAGUGAUGUGUCCGUUACAAGUUCGCGUAUUAUGUAUUAUUUUAUUAUAUUGUUAUGCCAUUGUUUGGUUGGAAAAAGGUUAACGUAGGAAAAGUUAUUUGAUACUGAAGUUAAUAUGAAGAAUGAUGGGAAAAUACAUAAUGCACGAAUUUGCCUUCAACAACAAAAUCUGGCCAUCGUUCGUGCCAGGAAUUAUAAUAACUACUCGCCUAAUUUGUACAGUUUUAAGAGGUAAAAGUGCGUGCAAUCAACGGAACUUAGCUCACCAUGCAAAAUGUCAACACAAUCGCGUAAAAUCCAUAUUAUAAUGCAAAGCUUAUUGUUCUGCUUUCAUACUUGAUUUUAUCAUUAAAAUCAGUUGAUUUUUCAUUCGUAGAUAUACAUUUUUCGACGUUUUUAUCAAUGAACAGAUUGUGCUAUCAAACAAGUCAUUGUUUUCCAAAUUACUAAUGUAGUUAGCGGACGAAUGGCCGUUUACACGAAUCAAUCCUAAACUAUCUCUUAACUAAGAGUUACUUAGCGUGAGGGAGCGCCUAAACUAAGCCCUUACCUUUAGCUCCGACUUUACCGAAAUGCUGUUAAGUGUCACGUAUCGUAGCAUAGGGGAUUUUAUACAUUUUAUAAGGAGGUUCCUGAAAACGGGCAUUAGUCUUGUCUUAUCCAUUAGAUAUUUGAAAUGAUUGUAUAACUUUUACAUUGAGAAACAAUAGGUAAUUUUGCUAGCAAUUAGCUCAUGAAUAGCGGAAUAAUUUUGCAAUGCUGAGGCAUUUUAAUGUUGGUCAAUUAUUGCGAAUAAUAUCGUUGCAAUAAUACCAUCGUUCUUGUUCUUAUCUAAAUUAAUGGGCGGGUGAUAUCGUCAUUUAUUAAAAAGCCUAAACAAACAUAAUAUUCAGGUACUUGAUUGUUUAACAAAAUUUCUGGAACUACAGUAUUCGUAACAAUCGUCGAUCAAUAAAAUCGUCAGAUUCUUGCAUAAAGACAAUUUUAAUUGCUAUUUUUGGGUGAAUUACGUUACGUAUCUCGUGAAGUAUAGUAUUGACGGUUAUCCCCGCUCCAUAACAGUUUUCGUGAUCAAAUAAACUGAAAGAUCCCGUUCACUUAAUAAACGAACAGACUAAAAAAAUUGUUUAGAUUAGUACAUAAUGGUAGUAUUUUCAAUAUGCUAGACAGCUAGAUUUUAUAUAGUAUUGAAUUUAAUCUUCGUUAUGUGGUCCUAAAUGGGUUGUGGAGCAUAGGACUGAGGUCUUUUUCUUCUGCAAAAACUUCUGAAGUCUUACAAUACACAGUAAAAACCUGAUAAAAAUAUAUUAUGUAUGAAAAGAACGGGUGUCUAGACAAAUGUCUAGGUUUUGAUUUGAUUUAAACAAUGAUUCAUGGCGCAAUAUAAAAAUAUUGUUCUUGUCGAGUUCGUGUAUCUGUUCGCGGUGAAUUCAAAGAAUACUAAACAGAUGAUCAUGGGAUUUAUAUCAAUGGAUUCGUAAGUCGAAGGUUUUAAGUAUAAAUAUACUACGAAUAGUUUAGAAACUAAAUAGUUUAGCCAGCGAACUUGUAGGGGGAAGUUGAUUUGUAAAAUUCUUUUAAUUUAAUCGCUGUUUUUUGAUAUGAUUUUUUUUUGUAAGGCACUUGUCUAGACGUCCAUAAAAUACAUCUUCUAACAAACUUCUUCAACUUGUGAACGGGACGAGGUUGUUCUAAGACUGACAUUGAUUUGUGAAGAUUGCGGUGACGCAAGUUGUAAUAUUGGUCGUAAGUUUAUACUACGGUAUAAGGCUAUAAACAGUCCUAUAUGACUUAGAAACGGUUGCCAUGACAACCAGACAGCAACAAUAACAAUAUAUUGCUGACCAAACAGUCAACAAGUGUCCUAUAUUAAAACUAAAAAAUGUUUCGCCUCGCUAUGAAAUACUCGUAUUCCAAUUUUACGUGUGGCUUGUAACAAUAAAACUUUAAAAUGUAUCAUUACUUCGGCCGCGACCGGACAUUCCGAUGUCAUAUUUCGGAUUAUUAAAUAAUGUUAUUAUAAGAUAAUAUUUGGAGGUUUCCAAAAUGUCUGAGUCCCGGUAUUAUUGUGUCCAGUUUAGUACGGCGACAUUGUUGGGUCUUCGGACGGCAGGAAGGCGUGCGGCGGCGGAUUUGGCUGUGAUAUAACCGCGUAUAAUUGCGCGAAUAGAGAAGGACUUGCUUUUAAGAUGUUUAGUUCGGACUUGAGGUUAUAAGUCAAACUUAUCUGUCAAAAUAAAUAAAAAAGAUUAGAAUACAUAGUCAAUGUAACCUUUAAUAUGAGUAAUAAAACAAUUUUGAACAAUACUUCGUAUCCUGCCAUAUUUGGCGGUAAUUAUUGUAUUAUAAAUAAACAAAUCUCGGUUGGACUAGCCUAAAAUCUUGUCUCCUUCAAGGGAUAUAAAAAGACGGGUAACACCCAUCUAUCUAAAGUAUAGGAUGUUAAAAAUUGUAUGAAUUUGUAUUUAGUUUCGUUAGGUGUUAGAGUUUGGAUCAAAAUUUAAUUUUACUCUUUAGAUUAAGGCAUGCGUAUACUAGUUAAUCGUAAGGGUGACUGGAGAGGAGAAAGAGAUGAUAGGAAGGCCGCCGCACUCCCGAAACCGAACGAAACAACCGCACACUUUCUAAUGCACGGUACAACUCGUUAAAGGACAUGGGGAAUAAACCCAGCCUUUAACACCAUCAAUAUAAAGUCGUGAAUGGUCAUUAAAAUAUAUCCGUUUUAGGAAUAUAUCGUGCAUUUAAAAGUGUUAUAAUUACAUUAAUUAGGCGAAUUGCUCUCAUUAUAAGCGUAGGUGUAAUUAGUGAAAACAUUGUUUGCACAUUGAUUUCAUCUCGUUCGCGAUUUGUGUGACAAUAUUCUUUAAUCGAUUAUCGAUUCGAAUUUUCGAUUGGAUGUUGUUACUGGGUUUAUAAUUUAAAUCAUAGGCUUAGCAGUAUUAUAUUGUCAUAUGUUCGUAAUAAAGGUAAACUCGCUUUUAAGUUUUUUGUAUAACUUCUCGCUACCUCAUGCUGUCUUGUAUUGAAUGAUAAUGGUUUAUUUGCCCCUGAUUAUACAAACUUCGGAACAAAUUAUGGAUGUAACACUCGAGUUAUAGUAAAUUAGCGAUCGUAAGGAAUCCCUAUAAAGCACAGUAGCCUACAUUU